This is a messenger RNA of Aspergillus tanneri, 2616 nucleotides long. Its product is annotated as putative PHD transcription factor. Lineage: Eukaryota; Fungi; Ascomycota; Eurotiomycetes; Eurotiales; Aspergillaceae. Bases 1 to 2616 code for a protein of 871 amino acids. Gene Ontology annotation, cellular component: Set1C/COMPASS complex. Gene Ontology annotation, biological process: positive regulation of DNA-templated transcription. The transcript is spliced from 2 exons. The record is from RefSeq and is a predicted model, not a curated record.
AUGGCUGGGGACAGGAACGGUCCCGCUGAGGGUAAUAGCUCCGAGAAAGCAGUUACCUUAAAUCCCUACGAGACGGACUAUGAACACAUACCAAAGGACGAUCCUUUUCUCAAGCGAAGCGCCCAUUACGGUCGCUACCGUCCACGUGACGACGAUUUCAGGCCUCGAUACGAUAAUUGGUGUCAAUCUGACCCGGACGCGUUCACUUACUGGGAAGAGUUUGUUAGAUCUUCCUGGACCUCCGACAAUUCCUUAAAUGUACCCGGUGCUCGGGAAGCCUUUGCUGUCGGCAGUGUGAUCAUCCGGGUGGAUACAGAGCCUGCUAUUGAUGAAGCAGCCGAGAAAUACUCUUAUGUGAAUGCAAACGAGCUGAGCGCAGCAAGAAAGGCGGAAGAUGCACUUAAGGAACUCGAAGUUGCUGUACCGAUCAUAUAUUUCUGCGGCACCAUUGACGGGAGGAAUGUCUCCGUGGAAUCUCGAAUUCCAGGGGUUUCUUUAGAGGUGGCUUGGAGAUACCUGACUGACGGGCAAAUAAAUCAGUUCAAGCAGCAAUGUCGUCGCGCUUUGGAGCGCCUGCGAGAUAUUGAUCCGCCCCCAGAGAGCCCCUCUUACGUCUGCAGUGGACUCAAUCCGCACCUACCACUCGAUAUUAAGGAGACAGAGCGAGAGAUACUAUUUACGGAGAAGAGAGAAACCGAGAGUUUGGACCUAGUGCACAAUAACAUGACCCCUUCCAAUAUCAUCGUGAACAAUGAACAAGUCGUUGGGAUUAUUGGGUGGCGACAUAGCGGGUUUUUUGGCUUUGAGAGAGCGAACUCAAUCCAUCGAAAGCUGAGGAUGCCACAAAGCGCCGACGGAGCCAUUGAGGGUGUUGGAGACGUGCAAGCUUGGAUUGAUCUUUACGAAAAUAUUUCAGGCGCGGUGAAUGGCUCCGGACUUGCACAGAGCAGAAACACCCCAGGUCCUCCGGUGAAGACAGAACCCUCGGCCAUGCCCCUGGACAAUGUACCUUUUAAUGGAGAAGCUGAGGAGAAGCCUCUUUUGGCUCGAGUCGAUGGCGGAGACCCUUCUGGGGAGCUCCCGACCCCCAGAAGUAUUGCCAACCUCAAACUCGAAAGAACAUCUAGAGCGUCAUCUUCCGACCGAUCAUCUCCAGCGAAUUCUACAAAACAGAGCACAGGAAGAAAGUCGGCCACCGGUACUACCAAGAAAGGAGUUGGGAGGAAACCGACCGGCAAAAAGCGCAAACUUGACGAUCAAGACAACGAUAGUGUCGACGGCGGUCGUUCCAACACACCCACAUCGUCCCGCAAUAGCAAAACUCCUGGUGGGAAAAAACGGGGCUCUGCGUCAAUCGUAGGAUCCCCGGCACCCGAACCUAAAAAGAGAGGUAGGAAGAAGAAGGCUGUGACACAGGAAGACGACGAUGAAUCCGUAGAUGGGGAUGAGAUAUUCUGCAUUUGCCGCAAGCCUGACAAUCAUACAUGGAUGAUUGCCUGUGAUGGCGAGUGCGAUGACUGGUUCCAUGGAAAGUGCGUGAACAUCGAUCCGAGAGAUGCCGACUUGAUUGAAAAGUAUAUAUGCCCAAAAUGCAAAGAACGUGGUAAAGGAUGGACUACAUGGAAGCCGAUGUGUCGGCUGCCCGGAUGUCGGAAACCUGCUCGCAUUGACGCAAAAGAACCCAGCAAAUACUGCACCGACGAGCAUGGGUAUGAAUUCAUGCGUUUGAAAACCCGACACCUGGGCGUCUCGUCGGGCGCAGGGUCCCGAAAGUCGACUACCUCUGCCCGAGCUACAGCCAAUGGACAAGGCGUGAAUGGCAUAACCCCCAAUGGUGUCCAGGGUAACGGGGGUCCAGAGGAUCUUGGUAGCAGAGGCGGUGUCCUCACCACUGGCGAGCUCAAGGCGCUGGUAAUGGGGGUCUCCUCGGCGAUUGAAUUCCGCAGGCUCGGCGAACGCCUCAUAUCGCCUCCACCGGACGAGGGAGGGCCUGAGAAUGAGACCAAACCCAAAAAGAUGCUUGGCUUGGAUGUCGAUCCAGACCCGGAGCGCUUUGCCUAUUCCCCCGACGAGGCUUCGAAAAUGAAGGAGCUACGCAAAUGGCGUGAGGAGUUACUUCAUCGAAGAGAAAUGCUCAGCGCACGGAACACGUUUUUGGCGCUUGUUCGUCAGCGAUCUAAAGCCAUCCUCGAGCGACUGAAGCAAACGGAACCCAAAGGAGGGUGGAAGGACAUCUGCGGGUUUGACAGCCGACUUGCGUGGUCCGAUGACGAGUUUGACGAGUGGCGGCUCUCAGAUGUCGGGGCGAAGGCACUCCAGGACGGCACGCCGGAAUCCCUAGCGUCGAGUUAUUCUGAUGCUACCGACGCAGACGGCGACACUUCCAUGGGGACUGAUGAGCACGACGUGGCGAGCAUCAGCCGCGGGGUCUGUACAAAAAAGCGCUGUGAAAGACAUAAACAGUGGGUCAAGAUCCAGCAGCAAGAAAUUCUGUUCGAGGAAAACACCCUUGCCCAGGAUCUCACCAAAUGUGAGAAGGAAGCACAAAAUGUGGUGGAAAGAGCGGUUCUCAGGAUAUGGGCCGAGAAAGACAAUGCUCAAGUUGGUAGUCAGUGA